Gadus morhua (Atlantic cod) is the source of this 926-nucleotide messenger RNA. It is a transcript of the gene cfl1l, whose product is annotated as cofilin 1 (non-muscle), like. Gene Ontology annotation, biological process: actin filament depolymerization. Gene Ontology annotation, cellular component: actin cytoskeleton. NCBI's taxonomy places the organism in Eukaryota, Metazoa, Chordata, Actinopteri, Gadiformes, Gadidae. Gene Ontology annotation, molecular function: actin binding. Bases 314 to 805 code for a protein of 163 amino acids. The record is from RefSeq and is a predicted model, not a curated record. The transcript is spliced from 4 exons.
GAGUUGCUGAACCGGAAGCUCCUACUUAAUUAAUUCUAAGAUUUAAACAGUUGCGGGUUGGGAACGCUAAUAAAUACGCACCGUGACACAAAAGUGCCAAACCAUGACCCCCUCCAGAGUCAUUGUUCGAUAGGAUCAUUGUCUACACGUAGCCUAAGUCAGCCGGUCGGAGCUCACCUGAGGGCGGGAGGUUAAGGUGUGCGCAGUUUGCUUGCCUCCACCCAUUCGGAUCUGCGCCUCUUCUUCUACCAGACCUCUGUCGCUGCGGACUACAUCUCUUGUCUUUGCCCUACUCACACACACACACGUUGAAAUGACAUCAGGAGUCAGGGUCAGUGCUGAGGCAAGUAAUUGCAUCGAAAGCAUCAAAAUCCGCCUCAACAAGGAGGAUCCCAGGGACCGGUUCAAGGCCUUGUUUUUCACGAUCAACGAAGGAGAGAUCGGUGUGGACUCCACACUCCAGAUAAAAGACGUCGAUGGCGAGGACCAAGAUGCCUACAAGGUGCUGAAAAUGAAGCUGCAGGAGUACCCGGCUUGCUAUGUUGUCUACGACUGCUGCUAUGAAACCAAAGAAACUGAGAAAAACGAAUUGAUUUUCAUCAUGUGGAUCCCUGAUCAUACCAAGAUUAAAAUGAAGAUGUUGUAUGCCAGUUCUAAAGACUCCAUCAAACGGGCACUCGCAGCUUGCGGCAUCAAGCACGACUGGCAGAUAAACGACACCUCAGACCUCUUAGACCAGUCCGCAUUUCUGAGCAAGAUUGGAAAGGGAAUUAUCAAGCUGGAGGGGAAGGAUGUAAAAGACUAGUAGCACCAUUGGCCAGAGCUAUCCAUGUUUGCUGUUUUGAUGUAGAUCAAAUAAAAAAUGUGUUUGACAUGACAAUUGAGAUUAAACACGAGUGUUAAUAAAACAGACACAAUUAAAUGAA